CUGCUUAUACAAAGUUCACUUUCUAGUCCAGGAAAACGACUCUGGGAGCUUUUCUUCAGCAGCGAUGGGAUCCGACUCCCCUCUCUUGUUGGCUGCAGUGUCCCUGCUAUCGGGCCUCCAGAUGGGUUACCUGGCCCGGCGGGUCGGUUGGUCCAGGAUGGCUCAUAAAGUCCUUCCUCCUGCUGUGACCGGACCUCCUGAGUUUGAGAGGACCUUCAGAGCUCAUCAGAACUGUGUGGAGUUUUACCCCCUGUUCCUGGUCUCCAUGUGGACCUGUGGGCUGUUCUUCAAUGAGGCCACAGCAGCAGCAGGGGGUCUGGUCUACAUGAUCGCCCGACUGAUGUACUUUAAUGGCUACGUGGCUGCUGGGAAGAAAAGGUUACCAGGAUUUUUCCUGACUCUGGCGGUCCUCGGCGCUCUGUUUCUGCUGGCUUUUAUUGGAAUAAUGAGAGGAAUACUUCACAAGUACUUCCACAUCCACCUCUUCUGAGGAUUCACCUCUGACACCAUAGAGCCACUGGGAGCAGAAAAGAAUGUUUGAUACCUGUCUGUUAUUAUACUGCAGUAAAAGAAUGUUCCAUUAAAGCUCCCAGUCUUUAAACCCAGACAGUCUGACAUGUUCUCAGGGUCAAACUGGGACUAAGAAAGGGGGACAUUUGGACAAUUUCAACUUUGCCCUCACUUCAUAGCAAGUGGAUGGACAUGCAUGAGGAUGCACGGGUGCUUUCCAUCAAUUUUCAUUUCAUUUCAUUUUUAAUUUCAUUUAUUUGUUCUAGUCAUGGCAAAUCCAUAUUCACUCUCAAAGAGACAUUCAACCUCACUCCACUCCAUGGCUAGAAAGGAGCAAAAUUCUCUGCCAAAUGCCAAAUUUACAAUAACUGAGAGAAUAUUAUUACAACAACAUUCAAGAAAGGUACAGUAACAUUUUCAAGACUAACAACACCUGCCCUCAGCAGUAAAAUAGGAAAACAAAACACCCUAUUCACCAUGUUCACAAUGUCUAAUGAGUCUCACUUCAAACAUUUUCUUGAACUCAAAUAUAUUCAGGCAGCUCUUCAUAUCACUCUGUAAGGAAUUCCACAUUUUAACUCCCAUCACAGAAAUACACAUCUGUUUUAAAGUCGUCCGUGCAAGUUGAUGCUUAAAAUUAAAUUUCCGUCUAUGGUUCUCAUCUUCUGAGCUAAAAACAAAAAACUUUUGUAAACUUUCUGGUAAUGCUCUACUUUUAGCUCUGAACAUAACUGUGAGUGUCUGCAGCUCAAUCAGAUCUUUAAGUUUUAACAAUCCUGCCUUAAUAAACAGACUGUUGGUGUGCUCUCUGUAACCUGCUUUGUGAAUAAUUCUUACUGCUCUUUUCUGUAAAAAAAAUAAUGGAUUUAUGUUGCUUAUAUAUGUAUUUCCCCAAAUUUCCACACAAUAACAAAGAGAGAGAGAAUAUAUCAUAUCUCAAAUAUGCAGUAAAUUUAUAUAUGUGUGUAAUGAGUGUAAUUUUAAUUAGAGGUGGAAAUGCACAUGUUGGUGAUUCAUAUCCUACAUAUUUCCUCUGAUUCUUUAUGCCUGUGCAUAAAUAAACCUAACAUGAACAAAUGCA
Molecule: messenger RNA, 1591 nt
Organism: Cheilinus undulatus (humphead wrasse)
Lineage: Eukaryota; Metazoa; Chordata; Actinopteri; Labriformes; Labridae
Gene: mgst2
Product: microsomal glutathione S-transferase 2
Exons: 4
Coding region: 65-490 (141 amino acids)
Biological process (GO): leukotriene biosynthetic process
Cellular component (GO): membrane; nuclear envelope; endoplasmic reticulum
Molecular function (GO): glutathione peroxidase activity; glutathione transferase activity; leukotriene-C4 synthase activity
Source: RefSeq, a predicted model, not a curated record